Molecule: messenger RNA, 2751 nt
Organism: Plutella xylostella (diamondback moth)
Lineage: Eukaryota; Metazoa; Arthropoda; Insecta; Lepidoptera; Plutellidae
Source: RefSeq, a predicted model, not a curated record
CUGUGUGAGAGGAAAUAAAGAAAGUGGAUAGAUCCUCGAAACUAUAUUAUUCAUUGGUGUCUUUCUUUGUGACCUUUGUGUGGUUUCUAUUGCUUUAGUAUAGUUAAUAAAGAUCUACAAAAACAUUGCGUCCAAACACAAGCCCCAAGAAGAGAAGGGAAAUAGGGAACUUUAGACUCGAGUUUCCCAGAGCCUAGCUAUUGCAUUCCAGUUUUUGGCUAAUAAUAUUCGCACUAACUGUGAAACUUGUAAAUUUAUUACAAAAACCGUUCCACAUUGUUACGAAUUAAGUGGCAGUCCAUAAAAUACUGCAUUUUCCGUUUGGUUAAGAGUGUGAAAUCCGAAAAUUACAUCGUACGUUCUAGAUCUUUUGACGAGCAUGAGUGUUUACAUUUUCCGUGCGGAGUGUUUCGGAGUGUAGGGUGAUGGAGCGGCUGUCGCAUGACUUGAACCUGGCCCUGGAGGAGAGCAACUGCGUGCGGCAUGAGCGCAGGAAGAUCGGCAUGCGACGAAGAACUAGAUCCGCUGGGAAUUUACCAGCAGCUGUAGCUAUAAGUGUAGCUGAAGAUGGCAGCUCGAGCAGUCCCCCGCAGGCUCCUCUCAUCACGCAGCCACUGUCGGACUCGGACGACCCGCUGCUCAACCCGCACAAGACCGGGAGUCUGAAGGCACGCCAUUACUGCCAGAUUGGGGCCUUUGAGUCAGAUUCCUUCAAUGAGAACUUCAGUCCGACGCGGCUGGCGACGACGCGGCGCAAGCGCAAGUACAAGAAGGUGCCCAUGGACUUCGUGGACGGCUCGCGCUCGCCGCCCAUAGAGAUACUGAACCUCACUGCUGAGCCCAGCGAACUGCCCGUGUCAAUUACACUGAACUCUGGAUUGAGCUCAAUUUUACAUACCAACAAGCACAAACUAUCAUGCAAAGAAAGAAAUGCAUUUUGUGGCAAAAGGAAAUGGUCGUACCGAGACAAGACUGACGGCUGCGAGAUGAGAGAGCGGUCCUUCAGCGGCGGUUGCACAUCCAAGGCCACCUUCCUGUCCAAGAACUACGACUUCAAGACCAAAAACCUGGACAAGAAGAGGAAAGAAUCCGUCCUGCAACCCGGGAAGAUAGUCCUGAAGUCGCAGAACGAUAGCGCCUGUAGUCCCCCGACCUUCGCCAACACUCCAACUUUACCCGGAAGCUCCUCUUUCAACUUCGUCUACAAGAAAUCCUUCAAAAACGGCACCCCGACGCUCAAUAAAAUGACCGGCUAUAAAGUCACUACCGACCUCCCGCCAUUCUUUAACCCCAUACCGAGCUCCACCAAAAACAACUUUGACGGGAAAAUGCACAGAAAGUCAAAACUACUGAACAAAACGCACCCGCCAAACAGUUUGCGGAAUCCGUUGCAGUUUGAUGACAAUAACGGCAUGGAAUGUAUGGGCAAUGAGUCUAGUUCCCUAAGCAGUAGUGAGUCAGACGGCAUAACAAAUGACAGUGAUCGUGAAGGAGACGAUGAACUAACAGACUGGCCCGGAAUAGAAGAACUUAAAGUGUUCAACAAAAGUUUGACGUUCAAGUCGUCUAAAGUAAACACGGCGGCGGCCGCCACGGCCACGCCACCAAAAAGACUGAAAAAGGAAAAGUAUUUAUCCAAAAGCGGUUGGACCGGAUGCAAGAAUAGGUUCAAAAAGAAACGGCCUAAAGUAGACUCGGGGAACGAUGAGGAAGCAAUGAUGUCGGAUUCGAAAACAAUCAUAGAUUUAGAAGACGAAUACAUUUCUAAGGAGAACAUUCUUCAACCACACUCUUCGUUUACAAGUUUCAGUGACGUGAAAAACGCUGGAGUGCUAGGUCAGAACGCGAACGAGACUUUUUUUCAGUCAUUUCAGGCGUUUCAGGAGAAAUCAGCUCAAGACGAGUUUGGCCAGACGCCGCGGACGAAUUUUGCGCUACAAAAGACGUCAUCUAGCGACUUGAAUAUAAGCGAGAAAUCGCCUCAAAGCGACCAUUACUUCAGCGAACACUCGAUGGGGAAUUCCCAAAUGAACGACGUUAGGGAAAUCAGAGCUGGGUGCAGAAGAAUUCGCGAGGAAAGACCAGGUUUCCUCAUACUCAGUGCUGCCAAUGAACAGUUGUCAAAGUUCCUGCAAGAUUCGUGCCAGACGGAGCUGAAGUUGCCAAAUCUGAAUGACCCUGAUGAGAGAGAAAAGUUGGAGUCUCUGGCUAAGCUCUACUCGUUAGAACUGAAGGUCGAGAUGGGUAGACCUGUUUUGAGGAAGACUUGCAACACAACACAAGCGAUCCAAGUGGAGCAUUCCUACCCGCACCUGCCGUCAGACCACAAGCGGCGCUGCUACGGAGAAGACGCGGACUCCAGCCUCAGCGUCAGCGACCAGAACUCGGUGGCUUCCAUCAACGACUUGGAAGAACACGACAUAGAGAACUUCAAGAGUGAGUUGACAGUUGGAGUUAAAUAUGUAGACACGUUUUCCAAUUCUUUGGUUGAUAAGUCGCUUUUGGACCCGGGGGAGAUUGAUUAGGUGUUUGGUUUUGUGAAGCAUGUUGUAUGGCUGUUUAGGUAUGUAAGUUAUGAUAUUGUUUGCUCUUCGUUGAAUUAGGAAUAGGAAAUUAAAUGUUCUGAUAGAAACGUGUACUGAAAAUAUAUUUUUUAUAAGUAUGAUUCAUAUAAAUCGACUCAAUCUAGUCCAAAAACAUUGUAAAUUGGCACAAAUCUUAUCAAAAUUAUAUUUAGGACAUAAAUAGGCA